Messenger RNA from Ilex paraguariensis (yerba mate), 1742 nucleotides. The record is from the annotation of a GenBank genome assembly. NCBI's taxonomy places the organism in Eukaryota, Viridiplantae, Streptophyta, Magnoliopsida, Aquifoliales, Aquifoliaceae.
AAUGAAGUUGUGAAACCAUGAGAGAUGGGAGCUCCAAGAAAAAUAAGCUUUCAUGGCCUAAGUCACUGAUCAAGAAAUGGUUCAAUAUCAAGAGCGAAACCGAGGAUUUUCACGCCGAUGACAUGGUUUACAAAGGUGUUGAUAAAGAAUGCAGGAACAGCUUCUCAGAGAGGGAGGCGUGCACUAUCAAGAAAAGCAGAACAGAGAGUUCGAGUAGGGGGAACUGUAAUCACAUCCAGCGAAACAAGGUUGAACUUGAUACCUCCCAGGUUACAAAUGCACAUACUUAUAGGAUCUUUGUAGCCACAUGGAAUGUGGCCGGAAAAUCGCCACCAAGUUUUUUAAACCUUGAAGAUUGGUUGCACACCUCAACUCCUGCUGACAUUUAUGUUCUCGGGUUUCAAGAAAUUGUUCCUUUGAAUGCUGGUAAUGUUUUGGGCACAGAGGACAAUGGCCCAGCUAAAAGAUGGCUGGAACUCAUUAGAAAGACUCUAAACAGCUUUCCGGGCACCAGUGGUGGUGGCCACACGCCUUCCCCAGUACCUGAUCCAAUUGUGGAGCUAGAUGAAGACUUUGAUGGAUCAACAAGACAAACGGCCUCGUCUUUCUUCCACCGUCGUUCGUUCCAGUGCCCAAGUCGAAGCAUGAGGAUGAUGGAUAAUGACAUGUCAUUACCACCACCUCGACUUGAUCGUCGAUUCAGCGUUUGUGACCAGGUUAUUUUUGGCCACAGGCAAAGUGAUUAUGACUCAAAUGUUGGAGGGCACUGGCCAAUUGACUAUGAACGGAAUGUCAGAUUGUAUGAUUCCUCUGACGAUGAAAAUGGGCCAAACAAUUCACCAGGUACCACGUACCACUCGCCAAUGUCAUAUAAUGGGUCUAUUUCUAUGAGAGAUAGAGAUAGACAGCCAGGACACUCAAGGUACUUCUUGGUUGCGAGUAAGCAAAUGGUAGGGAUAUUUCUCACAGUAUGGGUGAAGAGCGAUUUAAAAGAUGAUAUACGAAACAUGAAAGUAUCUUGUGUGGGUAGAGGAUUGAUGGGUUAUCUUGGAAACAAGGGUUCGAUUUCAAUUAGCAUGUCCUUGCACCAAACAAGUUUCUGCUUCAUUUGUAGCCAUUUAACCUCUGGACAGAAAGAGGGUGAUGAGCUGCGAAGAAACUAUGAUGUCAUGGAAAUUCUUAGGAAGACAAGGUUUCCAAGAGUGCAUGGCAUAGAAUUUGAGAGCUCCCCUCAGACAAUCCUUGAGCAUGAUCGAAUUAUAUGGCUUGGGGAUUUGAAUUACCGGAUUUCCCUGUCCUACUGUACUGCAAAGGCUCUUGUUCAGCUGUGCAAUUGGAGGGCUUUGUUAGAAAACGACCAGCAGCUAAGGAUAGAGCAGAGGGGAGGACGUGUUUUUGAAGGAUGGAAUGAAGGGAAGAUAUCUUUUCCUCCCACAUACAAGUAUUCGAAUAAUUCAGAUAGAUAUGCAGGAGAUGACAUGCACCAAAAAGAGAAACGAAGAACACCUGCAUGGUGUGAUCGUAUACUGUGGUAUGGUAGAGGCCUCCAUCAAAUAUCUUACCUUCGUGGGGAGUCUCGAUUAUCGGAUCAUAGACCAGUUUAUAGCAUAUUUUUGGCAGAGGUUGAGUCUCUCGGCUGUCAUCGAUUCAAGAAAAACAUGAGCUGUUCCAGUUCUAAGAUUGAGGUUGAAGAGUUGUUGCUGUACUCUUAUGUAUACAAUGGACUUGAUUUCUUCGAAUGA